AUGAAAACGAAAACAGUACCAUUAAAUAUUAUAUUAUUUCUACUUAUACUUUAUAUUCUUCAAGGAGUUGUUAUGGGUUUUACCAAAGCUAUCCCUCUAUAUUUGGAUUCAUGCGGUGCUAAAUGGCAAGAACAAGGAACAUUUAGUUUUGUUUUUUAUCCAUUUAAUUUAAAACUAGCAUGGGCACCAAUAAUUGAUGCUGUAUAUAUUUCACGUCUUGGUCGAAGAAAAACUUGGCUUAUACCAAUACAAUUUUUAUUAGGAAUAAUACUUUUUAUAUUUUCAUUUUAUUUAACAACAUUAAUUAAACAAUUAAAAAUAAAAACUUUAACAUGUAUUUUUUUCCUUGUGUAUUUUCUUCUUGCUAGUCAAGAUGUGUGUGUUGAUGGUUGGGCAUUAACACUUUUAACAAAUUAUAAUCUUCAAUGGGUAGCAACAUGUCAAACAGUUGGACAAACAAUUGGAGGUUUGGUUGGUUUUAAUAUUUUAAGUACAUUUGAAUCAGCAAAUUUUACUAACCGAUUUAUUCGAAAACCAGUUUUACUAUCAGAAAAACCAUAUGGAUUAUUUACAAUAAAUCAAUUUAUACGAUUUUGGGCUGUUGCUUUUCUAUCGGUUUGUUUUUGCAUAGCUUUAUUUAAAAAAGAAAGACAAGAAAAUAAUCAUUUAAACUUACGUCAAACUUAUUCAUCAAUAUUUAAAUUAUUUCAAAAAAAAUGUGUUCGCCAAUUAGCAUUAUUAGUGCUUUUAGAUAGCAUUGGAUAUGGCGUUCCACAAGAAACACUUGGUCUACUUAUUAUUCCUUUAAUUUUUGUUAAAAUUUUUAUACCAUUUUGUAUAACACAAACAAACCGUCCAUUAACCUGGUAUUAUCGUUCAUAUUUACCUGUUCUUUUUAUGUGUAUUCUAAUUGCAAUAUAUAUUUAUUUUACACCAUAUAUAUUAUCUCAAUGGUAUUUUUAUCUAAUACUUAUUUGUCUUUUAAUAUUAAAAGAAUCUUUAAUUUCUUUAAUGGCUGCUUCUCGUUUUGGAUUUUAUGCACGUAUAAGUGAUUCAUGUAUUGGUGGAACAUAUAUUACAUUACUAAGUACGCUUGGAAAACUUGGUGGUGGUUUAAAAUCAUCAGCAGUUUUAUAUACAGCUGGAUGGAUUAAACCAGAUAAAUUAGCGUAUCCACUACUUGUAGGAAUUUGUGUUUUACUUGGUUGUAUUUGGCUUAUUGUGCAAUAUCGAACAAUGCUUCGAUUACAGGCAUUACCAAUAGAAGAAUGGCAUCUUCAAUCAAAGACAAUAGCGUCUGAUAACAUAAAUGAAGAACCUCCAGAAACAUCACUAUAA
This is a messenger RNA of Rotaria sp. Silwood1, 1338 nucleotides long. NCBI's taxonomy places the organism in Eukaryota, Metazoa, Rotifera, Eurotatoria, Philodinida, Philodinidae. The record is from the annotation of a GenBank genome assembly.